Messenger RNA from Phytophthora nicotianae INRA-310, 1099 nucleotides. RefSeq lists its product as hypothetical. Lineage: Eukaryota; Oomycota; Peronosporomycetes; Peronosporales; Peronosporaceae. The transcript has 5 exons. The record is from RefSeq and is a predicted model, not a curated record. Bases 23 to 823 code for a protein of 266 amino acids.
ACACAACCUGAGAGCAUUAUUGAUGAUGCCUUCGCCUGCGGCAGUGCGAGCCAUCUACAGGUGUCUCCUGCGCGACGCGCGCGAGCUGCAGCGUACGCCGCACUUCAAUAUCCGUCGCGAGUUGCAGCUGGAGCAGUGGGGAACCGGUGGCUUCGUGGAACCACUUCCGACGCAAGAGGAUGCGCAGAGCACGAACGAUCCGAGGGUCCUCACAUCGCUGGACGAAUUCCGGAGGCUGAGGGACAAUGCAUUUCGCAUGGGAUCGCCCAGCGUCGACAUCGUUCAGAGCAUCCGGGUGGCAUUUCGACAGAACAUGCAGAUCAGCGAUCAAAAGGCUGCGAGUGCGAAGUUGGACGAAGCAAUUGAAGCGUUGAGCGAACUAUCAGACCAACUUUUGUUAGCUCAGUGCUCCAGCGUGACUGUGACAGACGGUAUCCGCAUCGAGGCAUCGAGUAAGUAUGUGCAGAGCCACAGCAACCCAGCCUCGAACACCUACCGCUUCACGUACCGGGUUACCAUCACUAACCAAAAUGAGGGGUGCUCGAUUCAGAUACUGGGACGCCAAUACACGUUCGAGAGCGAGAAGGGCCAAAGGAUCGCGCUUCCACGGAAUUCACCUGGAAUCGUGGGCGCUACACCUCUACUGUCGCCGGGUCAGACGUUCGAGUACGCCAGCGGAGUAGACAUCGACGCCCCACGAGGCUCCGUUACUGGCUGUCUGCACGCUGUGCGCAAGACGGGCGACGACGACGACGGUGAUAUCUUCGACGUGCUUGUGUCGAAAUUUGCGCUGAUAGCUCCAAACACACCUAGCAACAGGUGAGCUGGUUGCAAAAUGAAGCUACAAAUCAUUCCCUGGCUUCGUUAUUGCUGCAAUGCAACCUUGUCGAUGAGGCCCCAACUACGAUCACCUCGCAGUUUGCCCCGGAGCAAUAUACCGUUCGUCAGUGUCGUCACUGAGGCGUUACCAGCAGCACGAGAACGGAGAGUAGUUCAAUGGGUUUUUGCGCUGCUCCUACUUUAAUGAAGUGGGGCCCUAGUGACCCAUUAGAAGGUGUGUGUACAUUUACUUCAGCACUUCUCUGCUGGCUUCAGAGCA